CAAAGGUGUAGCUAGCUAGACAGUAGGGUUGAGUUCAUGACGGGCUUCUGUCAUCCAGAAUAACGCAACAAUUUAGCUUAAUUUACUCAUCACCCUGGUUUUCUUAUGACAUCCUUCAAACCCUGCGACCGUAUCGCAUUAUGUUUGAGGAUCCUGAACUCCAAGAUCCCUUGUCACUGAGUCUAAAUGAAAACUAUGAUGACCAGAAUUCGCCACGUCAUGAUUCAAAGAGAUCACCAGCAAGCCCUGACUAUAGUUGUGAGACACCAGAGAUUCGAGUAAUCAUCAAAGAGGAAGAGGAAGGCUGGAUUGCUAGUGAAAGUCAGGAGAGCUUCAGCUCAGAGGGAGAAAAAGAGGAUAAUUGCACAAGCACUUGUCAUCCCGACCUCAAAGCAUGUGGGAAGGAGAGCUCCAUUUCAUACGGAGUAAAGAGACUGCAGAGUGUAUUUCCGGGGGAUAAAUGUUCGGAGGAGUCUGGAGGCCACGAUUUCUAUGGACAGAGAGACAUGCUCAUGGACUCUGAAGAGAAACCUAAGAUUUCCCGUCUACGUGGAAAAGCGCCGGCAAAUGUGAUUGUGCAUCAGUGCAAUAACCCAGGAGAGAAACCCUUUUCCUGCUCAGUACAGGAGGCGACCCCCAGUCCCAAAAGCAACAUGAAAUCCCAUCAGAGAGCACAUGCAGUGGAUGAGUGUCAUGCUAAAGACCAGAGCCUCGACGUAAAACAAAGCACAUCUUUGACAACAGAAGCAGAAGACACCAAAAGACCAGCACCUUGCCAAACAGAUUCUCCAGAACAUAAGCCUGUGAUGUCACAUGAACUCAAGAUGGCGUCUGCAAACUUAGAGGACCAAACGCUCCAUUUGACUGUCCGACUGCAGGCAGGAGAGGACGAGGAGGAAGAAGCAGAGGAACGGGAUGAAGAAAUUGGUGGUUUAAUCAACUCUGAUGGAGAAGUGGUUGAAUGGGAUGCCAGACACAGUCCUGACCAAGGCUCUGAUUGCACAGAAAGUUUUCCGCCUACCAAGGGUGUCGUCCUGUCUGAGUCUCAGCUGCAAGGCCAAAACCAGAGAGACCGCAGUAGUCCAACGCUCAUCAUGGAAGUUGUGUCUGUGGGGGAAGAUGAAGAAAGGGAAGAAGGGGAGGAAAAAGAAAGAGUAGUAAAAAUGGCAGCCGUCUCGCCCUUAUAUCGUGGAAAGAGACAAAGAAGAAAGAAGAAGGUUCCAGAAAUAACAGUGGUGUCAUUGGACGUCUCAGACGCAGAGAAGGAAGCUCCUGCAAAUCCUGUAAAAAGAAGGGGCAGAAGAAAGAUUUCAAAACCUCCACUGUUGUCUGUUGAAGACCUAGAGGCAGAGCCAGGAAUAUCAAGGCGCACCCGAAGAAAGAGAAAUGUCCCUACCUACGUGGAAUUCGAAGAAUCCAACUCAAAAGCGGUCCACCGUGUUGCUGCAAAGCGACCUCACAGAAGAAGGAAGGAUACCAAACUAUCUGCUGAAGGAGAAGGAGGAAACGCACGGGUGUCUGCUGUGAAGAAACGCCCUGGCAGAAAGAUGGUUCAUGUUCCAAUAGAAAUACCUCCUGAGCUCCUGAAGAAGCCCAAAGAGAAGAUGGAGUACCACUGUUCAGUGUGUAGCAAAGAAUUCCCUCAUGCCUACAAACUUGAGAGGCACGAGCUGAUCCACACAGGAGAGAAACCUUACUGCUGCUCCAUCUGUGGUCGGGGUUUCAACCAGAAGGGAAAUCUCAAAACGCACUACAAAGUCCACUUAGGUCGCAAGGGUGCUGUGGAUUUCGACGAUGAGGUGAAUCCCAUAGCAUCAGAGCUCACCGAAUAUUUAAAGUCUCUGCCGGGUGAGUCCAGGAUCAGAUCGUCCCUCCGUUGCCUGGAAUGUGGAAACGAAUGUGAGAGUCAGUCAGCUUUACAAGCACACCACAAUACCACACACACAGGAUCAGCGGGUGAAUCCGACGCCGUCGAGCAAAGCUCAUCACAGCUCCUCUUCUGCCGCCGCUGUGGCGUCCAGUUCAACGACAAAGAAAAGCUGGAAGAACAUAUGAAAACCCACAUCAAGGAGAAGCGCUACUCGUGUCCCGACUGUGGCAAGAGGUUCAUCAACGAAAGCUACAUACAAAUCCACCAGCGCAUCCACACAGGGGAGAAGCCUUUCCUGUGCUCCCAGUGCGGCAGAGGAUUCCACACGGCUUCCUCUCUCAAGCUGCAUGAGAUGCAGCACUCCGGGGAGAGGCCGUUCGCAUGUUCCAUCUGUGGGAAGACGUUUCGGAUAAACUCGUACCUAACCGCACAUUACCAGACCCAUAUCAAAGAAAGACCUUUUAUUUGUAGUGUCUGUGGGAAAGGCUACUCUAGAGCUGAGGAACUGAAGGUGCACCACAGGCUCCACACCGGAGAAAGACCCUACGAGUGCGGAGAGUGCGGGAAGAGCUUCAUUUACCGCCAGGGCCUGCGGCAGCAUCAGCGCACACAUUCUGGAAAACGCAUCGGCCCAACCAGACAGCUCGGUAGGCCAAAGCAACAGGCCAGGCUGGACAUCUAAACAGUGGAUAGAAUUUUUUUUGUUGUUGUUAACUGUGUUUGAAGAUAUUACAGUAAAUUGCGCUUCUUUCCUGUUCUUCUUCCUUCCAUUCCUCCUACCUACAGCAGAGACAAUUACUGUGUCUAAAAAUACGCGCUACAGAGUUGGCGUGGGUUGCCAAGAAAAAAAUUUGGAAGCUUACUGUGUUGUCCUUCUCGUCAUCAUGUUUUGUACCCAUUUUUUAUGUUUACUCUUCUCUAGUAGCCCAUCUGUACAAUUUGAGUGCCUUUGUAUCCUGCAUGCCAAAUACUAAUACGUAAUGUUAAAAUUAUGCACAAUAUCCUUGUUAUUUUAAAAACCAUGUCGAUGCAAUACAGAAUUUUUUUUCAGAAA
Messenger RNA from Perca fluviatilis (European perch), 2924 nucleotides. Its product is annotated as zinc finger protein 37 homolog. Bases 141 to 2552 code for a protein of 803 amino acids. The record is from RefSeq and is a predicted model, not a curated record. The transcript is spliced from 12 exons. Lineage: Eukaryota; Metazoa; Chordata; Actinopteri; Perciformes; Percidae. Gene Ontology annotation, cellular component: nucleus.